Molecule: messenger RNA, 1493 nt
Organism: Saprolegnia diclina VS20
Lineage: Eukaryota; Oomycota; Saprolegniomycetes; Saprolegniales; Saprolegniaceae
Product: AUR protein kinase
Exons: 5
Coding region: 1-1464 (487 amino acids)
Biological process (GO): protein phosphorylation
Molecular function (GO): ATP binding; protein kinase activity
Source: RefSeq, a predicted model, not a curated record
AUGCGUCUCGCCCACAUCCUCGCGCUCGUCGCCUCCAGCGUCACGGCGUGCACCGUCAUCGUCGCCGGGAAAGGCGCAACCGUCGACGGCUCCGUGCUUGUCUCGCACACCGAAGACACGGGGUUCGGUGCCAUCGACCUGCGCAUCGUGCGCGUGCCGGCCAUGGAGCACGCUGACGGCGCCAGCCGCGGCGUAUUUGCUUCGUCGCGCCCGGGCUACCCGCGCUUUGUCACGAACGACCGCGGCCCGCACUACGCGCCGGUGGACGGCCAGAGCCUCACGACGCCCGUCGGCGCCGUGCCCCACGUCAACAAGACGUACGCGUACUUUGACAUUGACUACGCGCUCAUCAACGAGGUGCAACUGAGCAUGGGCGAGAGCACGUGCGCGGCCAAGACGCGACUGGCACCGCUGUCGACAACGUCGACCCGCGCCAUCACGCGCGACGCCACCGAUCCAGUCAAGAAUGUUCUGCAAGACACAGCGGGGAGCGGCAGCAAGCGCCGUGGCCGCGCCAGCGGUCCUUGUCCCCGCUUGGGUCCAAGCGCCCAUCGCCCAGUGCUCGGCGUCGCCGUCGUCCUCGCUGCCCUGCCCAUAACGGGAUUUCCCAGCAACGCUCGUGUGUCGGGGGACUGGUCGAGCGGCUUCAGUACGCUCGUGAGCACCACGACGUUUGAAGAUUUUCGAUUUGUCAAGGAGCUCGACUGCGGUAAGAGCUGCGUUGUCCGCGCGGCGGUGCACGUGCCGUCCAACACUAUCGUGGCUGUCAAGGCCAUCCCGCUGGACGCACUCAAGGACGUGCGCCAAGCAAUCAACUUCCGCCGGGAGGGUGAAUCCCAAAUCCGCAUCCGGUGCGCCCACAUCGUGGCGGCAUACAACUGGUUCACGCACAAGGGCCGGGUGUACAUCGUCCAAGAGCUCUGCGCCAAGGGCAACCUCCUCAACGCGCUGCUCCAGUCCAACGGCGCGUUUUCGACAUUUCGCGUGGCCAGCAUCAUCCGCCAGCUCGUGCGCGGGCUUACCUCUAUCCACGGCAAGGGCGUGCUCCACCGCCACCUCCGUGUGGAGAAUAUCCUUCUGGACCACAACGACGUGGUCAAAAUUACCGACUUCGGGUUCUCGGCCUGCAACACAAAAGGAGGUCGUCUCUCGAACGACAACCGCAACCUGUACUCCGCGCCUGAGAAACUGGAAGGAAAGCCCCACUGGACUUCCGUGGAUCUCUGGGGCCUCGGCAUCGUGUUGUACACGUUGCUCAUGGACGGCCAUGGCCCACCCCGCUACGACGCCACGAACGCACCGACACCGUCGAAGGUCGACUACGUCAUCCUCCCUGUUGAGAUCCCGGCCACCAUGUCGGAGAACGCCGCUCACUUGGUCCGCAACCUCCUCGUUGAGAAGGAAGAGGAGCGUUUUACGCUCUCCGACGUCGAGAUGCACCCGUUCACAACCACGGGCGUCUAAGAGCUCCAUCAAUCUAUGCAUAAACGAAC